AUGCCGCCGAGCUCAAAGGCCGUCUUGGCCGUGUCGCUGACGUGGACCACAGCCGUGCUGGGCCUCAGCGGCCCGCGACCAAGCAGCACCGCGUCACUGCUGCAGACGAGCGGCAGCUCCAGCGCGGGCGGCCUCGGCGAGGGCGCAGCGGCCCUGCAGGCCGGGGAGAGGCCCGACGAGCUCGGGCUGGCAGACUGGCCCCGGAGGUCGCGCCGCCGAGACGAGGGCGCGAAGAAGAACGUGGUGCAGAUGCUGAACUACGGGGACGUGCAGUACGUCACGUACCUGAGCGUGGGCGGCCAGACCAUCUGUCACCGGCGUAGUCGACACGGGCUCCUUCGAGCUGGUGGUGUUCUCGCACCUCUGCGGCUCGUGCGGUCUGGCGGGCAAGUACGACCCGCUGCAGAGCUCCAGCUACACGUCGGGUAA
Messenger RNA from Prorocentrum cordatum, 429 nucleotides. NCBI's taxonomy places the organism in Eukaryota, Dinophyceae, Prorocentrales, Prorocentraceae. The record is from the annotation of a GenBank genome assembly.